CGCGGCGUUGGGUCUCGAGAAUCUCGGCGGUUUAUUACUCAAUAUAUAAUGCGAGAGCAGAGCGCGGAAAAUCACAGUCGACAAUUUCCACAGUAGGCGUGCCAUAACUGAAUACGAAACCCGAAAAAAGUCACAAAACACUAAAGAACAACUGAGAACCCGAUCGAUCGAUCGGUUUAUGGAAUCGAGUGAACCGUGAAGCGUCUGGGAAGUUAAUCGUGCGUAGAGUGUUCCAUCAGCAAUCUCCUUAUGGACUUCCUCGCAAAUAUCAUCAAGAAGCCCAAGAGCAUGGCCAGUGGCAAACAGCCAACGGCUAUGGAAGCCACAGAAGCUAUUAGCUCCGCGGAGGAACACCCUUCACUGGCGGUCAAUCAAGAAAAGCCAUCGCACUCCCAAGAUCUGGAUACUUUACUCGACUCUGCAUCGGAGGAUCUGCUGCUGUUGGAAAAACAGCACAGUGACCUAAUCCUAGGUGACCCCAUUGAAGACCCACUAGCAACCCCUUCAAGCACCAGUAGGGAUACCAUCCAGCAGCUUCUGAGCGAUAUCAAUUUGAAUCUAAACCAAGUCAGUGCGAAUGAAAUGGAGCACUUGCAGGCCAUGAGUGGCGAGCUUAGUCCGCUGGCGGUGAAGCCCACUCCCAAGCCAUCAACCAUGGAGCAGCAGAAGGCUCUGGCAGCUGCUCUGGGCCCCAAGCUGGAUGUGGCGGGCGCAGCUACGAAAUUCGGUGGUCUACCAGAGUUUGACGAGACACAGAUUCCGGAAUUAGCGCCCCUAAGCGAAAUGGAGGUUUUAUUUCCUCCGGCAGGCCCAAUGAAGUCAGACCAAUCUGACUCAGAUGUGUUUGUGGAAUGCCUGUCGCAUCAUAGCGAGAGGUACACGGCGGAUCGUUCCGAGCUGGAGGCCUAUUCCAGUGCUCUCAACGAUGUGUUGGAGUACCAAUUGUCUAUUACCUCGGCUGCCACGUUGGAGAACACAUUCGACGACCCGUUAGCUGUCAGCCGGCACAACCUCAGCUAUGAACCUAUGGAUGUGGAUGAUAUUAACGAGACCAUGGAGAUGCUAAAGGACGUCCUCGGUUCGGAAGAUCAUCAGUUGUUGCAGCAACAAUUUGUUGUUAGCGAAUGUCAGCCAAUUGUUGAUGUUAACCCAUUAUUAUCCAACGGCGAACAGAAAAGGGAGGAAGAAAAAAUGGACGAAUCAUUUGAGAUCCUGGAACAGUUGGAGAUCUAUCAAGAAUUUAAAACUAAAGGACAGGAACCUACCCCCAAAGUACCCGAGCCUGCGGCACAUCAAUCGGAGUUGACAUCAUCAGCUCUGGCAUCGGCACAAAAUGCUGAAGAUAAAAUUGAGAAGCCUGAACUAAAGCCAAAUUCGCUUCCCAGCCCGAAAGAUGAGGAGAAUCUGCAGGAAAAUCCGUCACCACAGUUGAUGGAACCGCAGAAGCUGGAGUCGAUCCAAUCGGCCGAUCAUCAAACCCAAGAGCCAAUUCAGCCCCAAAUACCGCAUUCAACGUUGCUUCUCCCAGAAUCUGAAGAACCUAAAAUAGAAUCUGCUGCCUUAGAACAAUCUACACUGAAACAGGAAACAAAACUGCCUGUUCCAGAGUCAGAGCCAGUCGAACCUAUAAAGUGCACAGAGUUAAAGCCUACAGAACCAGACUGUCCAGCAGCACCACCACUCUCUCCGCCCGUACCAACUCUUCAGGCCAAACGGCAGGAGUUACCGCUUUCUCCGCCAAUACCCACACAUCGUCCAAAGACUGCUGAGGAAUUAGAAUUCCUAGCCCUAAGGGAAUUGCCCCUACCUGAUGAUGAUAUUGAUGCAGAUGACCAGAAGGAUGUGAGGGAUAUAGUUCAACAUCACGUGCCAGUGGCAGUAAUCGCACCAGGUCAGCGGCGAUCUACAACUCCUUUGUCAUUGGAGCUAGUUGAAAGUUUCUCUACCAUUAGCAAAGGGAAAACCUCUGCACCAACAUCACCAAGCUUCCCGAUCAAAGGACCCGCAGAGCCCCCAUCUCACUUUCCUCGUUCUCCGCAUGCUCCACCCGAGCAGGAGGAGAUGACCUACUUAGAAGAAGCUGUUGUAGAACCUUCCUUAGAUCGCAAGCACAGUGUCUAUGAGGCAGGAGUGAUCGCCAAAUCACCAGUGGUCAUCCAGGUGACAGAACCCAGCCCACCGAAGCCAAAGAAUCUCAACGAAACUCUGCCCACGAACGAUGUUUCACCAACGCCUCUUAAUGGAACCUUCGACAGCGGCAGCAGGAUAGAUGCCACACCAGAGUUCGUGUCGGAGGGUACUCCCCUGGAGGGUUCCGCGACCUUCGAUGUACAGUUGGGAUCCAUCCCUGAGCAUCAGCGGCGCACAUUUUCGUUAGUUCCGUCUCCGGAGGAGGAGAAAGCGUCAUCCCGAAAGACCUUCAAUAUGGAAAAUGAUAAACCAAGACGCACCUUUUGCCUGGAGCAGAAUGCAUCGCCAGCAGUUGAGGCCACCGAGGAAUGCAUGGCUGGUGAGGACUUCGAAGCCAUGGAUGUCGAUGUCUCCAUGCGGGUGGAGGAGGCCACAGUUCUAAGAUCACCUCAGCAGCACCCACUGGCUGAGCCCUUCGUUUCAAACUCGCCGCCGAUUCCCACCCACCAGAAUCUAAGACGACCUCCCAUCCACGAUGAUGGUAAUUCUCCAGUGUCGCCUCUAGGGAAUUCCACCGUUGUAUUGGAGCAAGAGCAGAAGCUGUCCGCCAAGGAGCAGGCGCAUUUGAGUGCCGGUGACGAGAAGGAUGAUGUGUUUGUGGAGCACUUUGGUGCCAUAUCACCAGUCUCAGAUGACAUGUUCAAGACACCGCAGUUUACCACUAGCGGCUUUCACAAUCAAGCCAAGAUUAAGGCUAAUGCUGCCGCCGGAAGCGGUGGGGGCGCUGUUCCUAUGGUGGGCAGUACCAAACGUGGAGGAUCAGGCGAGGAGGACCAGUUUGAUUCCGAAUUCCAAGAUGGAGCCAGCAACCAAAAUCUAAUACUAAACUCAUCAGAUUUUGACUAUUUGUACACGAAAGGCAGCAAUAAUGCGCCCAUCGAUCGCAGUUCGCUGCUGCUAAAGUUCGAUCCGCUCCUAGGUGCCCCGGUUCCUGUGAAUCUGCCUCAGGAACAGGAGCAAGCGCUGCUGAAUAUCCGCGGGUUGAAUCAGAACCAGAACAACAGGGUCCUCAGUCCUACGUUGGAAGAGCUCGAGACGAGUGGAGGCAACAGCCAGUCGUUUGGAAUUGAAGUGAGUGCCAAAGAAACCGCCAAGAAGUUGGACUUUAAGCCGCCUGUGGAUAGGACCAAAAAGCAUGCUAAAAUGAGUGUGGACGUCAUUGAUAACGAUUGCAACAAAACCUUCGAUAAUUCCAACCUUAACAAGGAGGACAUGACCCACAACUACAAUAACAUGGAUGAAAUGGAGAAGAAGAUAAAAAAUGAAGUAACCCGAUCAGAGGAUAUUGAGAAGAAGCUUAAGGAGGCAGAGCAACGCGAGGAGGCGAGCAUAAAGCGUAUCACAGAAAAAGAUAAAGCAAUUGCAAAGCUUAAUGGCGUUAUCGAGGCGUAUGAGAAGGCCAUUGCCGAGCUGAUCAGUGAGAAGGAACAGCAAGCGCACGGCUAUGAGCGGCAGUUGCAGGAUGUACAGACAGACCGGGAUACCAAUUACCAUCACUUAACAUCGCUGGAAACCACAUUCUCCGAUCUGCAUGUGAAAUACGAGAAGAGCAAAGAGAUGACAACGCAACUUAAGCUCAACGAAGAGUCGCUGCAGGCGGAUCGAAAGCAGAUGAUGGACAAUCUGCGGAUGCAGGAACAGCGUUACGACAAGAUGAAGAGCCAUGCCAUGCAGCAGCUGGAAAUUGCCAACAAAAAGCUGGAUCACAUUACGAGGGAGCAUGCGGACGAGGUGAAAAAACUGAAAGCUUUACUCAAAAAGGAGGAAAUUUCGCGUGUCUCAAUGACGGAGCAGCUGCAACAGAAGACACGUGAAAACGCCGACCUGCUUAAGAUAUGCGAGGAGCUCAUCUACGGCAAGGGACAAGGUGGUAGUAGUUAAGCUCCGCCCGGAAUGUAUUUUGUACGCUGCUGUAAACGCGCACACACACCACACCCUCCAUAACAACACUCUCUCAUCCGGCAUGAGGAACACAUCUCGCUGCAUGUCCUUAGGUCUGUAACUUAUUCAUCAUCACCUCCAUCCGCAUUAGGCUCUGUUGUGUGCUCAGAACUAAGUGUGAAGUACAUAUGCUUAUUUGGUAUCAUUUCGUCAACUCCAAAUUGCACCCAUGAUGAAAUCGAAGUCGUAAUAACCCGACAUGCAUAUAUUAUACUAUUUCUAGACUUUUAGUUAUCCCGAAAAACACUCACUCACUCACACAAGUCACAGGCAGCGGGCAGACCCUUUUGAGUUCCGUUUGAGUUCCACACGCCUUACGGCUCAGGUGGCCCGGCACAUGUUACUAAUUCUCUAUCGUAUAUCGAAUCGGCCUACUGAUUUAUGUUCCAUGAUAUUAUCUGACGGUGAACUCGGGCCCUCUGUGGUUGAGCAAAUGCAGCCAGCGAAGCAAAUCGAUAAUGUGCAACGGCAGCGAAACCAGCAAGCAAAUGCUAACUAAAAAAUUAUAGAACAGCGUUCGCUAGAGGCGCGCCUUUGCUAAAUGUUUAAGUUUAAAUUUAGUUUAAUUUAAUAAUUGAAAAUUUGUAAUAGUCGUACUAAGAAUAAAAAUCUGUAUUACAUACUAGUACUAAAACAAGGAA
Drosophila serrata is the source of this 4772-nucleotide messenger RNA. RefSeq names its product transforming acidic coiled-coil protein (gene tacc). Gene Ontology annotation, biological process: cerebral cortex development; nuclear migration; mitotic spindle organization. NCBI's taxonomy places the organism in Eukaryota, Metazoa, Arthropoda, Insecta, Diptera, Drosophilidae. The record is from RefSeq and is a predicted model, not a curated record. Gene Ontology annotation, cellular component: cytoplasm.